Molecule: messenger RNA, 465 nt
Organism: Phytophthora infestans T30-4
Lineage: Eukaryota; Oomycota; Peronosporomycetes; Peronosporales; Peronosporaceae
Exons: 2
Coding region: 1-465 (154 amino acids)
Source: RefSeq, a predicted model, not a curated record
AUGGCGAGCCAGCAGCCCAGAAGUGAAGCAUGCUCAGCCACGGAGAUGGACGCUGUGGAAGUGGAGCGGCGGCGCAAGCAGCGCGACCUCAAGCGGAAGUCCCGCGAGCGUAAAAAGGUAAACACGUUCUGGUCAUUAAAUCUUUUAGAGCUGCAAACAACCGCACAAGCGCUUGAACUUGAGUAUAAGCAUCUUUUCGCCGCGAAGCUCAUGAGAGACCAGCAGCAGUUGGACGUGAGCGCGGCAAUGAAGCGCGAGCCAAACGCAGCGGACAUCGAGCAGUCUCGACUGGUAGAGCUGCAGGAAAAAUACAAGGCCGUGCGGCAGGAGAUGCACGAGCUGCGAGAACAGAUGAGUGGCUUUAAGCAAAAACUCGAAGAGUACGAGCGCUUUAUCGCGAUGCUAGACGGUCAUCUUAUGGGGUUCCAAGAUACCCAAGAACGGCAAGAAGAGCCGGCCACUUGA